GUGCUCUUGUGUAAUUUCUAUACUGUGAAAAAUAGAACAGAAACCUGGACCACAGGACAAAGUAUGAAAUUGAGGGGAGACAGAAAGUACAGUAGGUGAUAUUCUUUCACACACUGAGUGGUGGGGGGUAUUGCAAUGGUUGUCAAGUCCUUCUCUGAUGCUGCUGUGGAAUCAGUUUGUUAUUAGGAACUGAGACGUGCUGAUGGGUCGAAUUCCUUUGUGAGGUGUUUAUACUUGCUCCCUAUCGUACAUAUGAACUUCCACGGUUUCCAGGAGGGUUUACAUAAGGUUGGGGUCAUGGAGAGUCCAGACACACGGGAAGUGGACACAGAAUCCAUCGCCACGGAGGCGAGGGAAGCCAGGAUCACCCGAUGGUUUGGUACAGUUGUCAACACAAGGCUUCUCGUGACUGGGGUCAUUCAGAUCUUCAGUGCUGUCACCAUUAUUCCUACAACUCUGUGCUUUAUCUGCAUGGAUUUUGGAUGUGCGGUUUCCAUGACAACCCCCAUGUGGGCUGCCAUUUCUUAUUUGGUGUCCGGGAGCCUUGCUGUCGAAGUGCAGAGAAGACCAAAGAAAGCCAAAGUCACAGCUCUCAUGGUGCUCAAUAUGUUCAGUCUGCUGCUCGGGCUGUGUGCAAUGAUCACAUAUGGACUGCAGAUGGCGAUAGAGCCCAAGUUAUUGACAUGGGAACAGAAGAUCGGUGUGUAUGUUGCAAAAGGCACGGCUGUCUUCUUCACACUCCAGUGUCUCGUCGCCUCUGUGUACACACUGUUCCUGAUCUGGAGGGGAGUGAACAAAUAUCCUUGGAACUACAGCGCCACCUACAGCCAACUCAGAGAGGAAGUGUCAUAUGAUGGCGGUGCAAGAAGGUCCAGUGAGGAAAGCAAAUGAAUCAUAAUGUUUACUUCUGUUGUCUUUAUUUAUGUCAUGUGUCCUGAAUAAAAGAUUUUAGAUAACAAAAAAGAUGUUUCCAUCGUCGACUGAGCUUGGAGAGGGAGGGUUAGGUAUUUGAGACCAAAACAGCUAAAAAGGGAAAUAGAAAACCAUAGUGAUGCUUCACAUUGUGUCUCUAAUUACUAUGUAUUUACAACAGUAGUUACUUAGUAAAUGCAUAUGUACUUACACAUCAUUACAAUGUUGUUGUGUAUAGUUACAGUGCACUUCAUGUGUAAAUCUUUUUGCACAAUAUAGGUAGGUACACAAUUGUAUCAGAAAAGGGUUAGGCUUAGGGUUUUAUCAUGGAAAAACUAUGCCUAAUAACAUUGUAAUGAUGCAUAAGUGCACAUGUAUUUACUAAGUAACUACUCUGUAAAAAUUAGACACAUUUAAUGGAAAGUGUUACCAAAACCAUGUGCCAGUUGCCAGGGGUAACCGUGCCACAAGAAAAUGAUCAAAAGGGAGUCUGCUGUUUCAAAGAUAAAUUAAAGAUCCACUAUCAUAGUUUAAACUUCACGAUGUUUUACAUGCAUUCCUUUUCAAUUCUAAACCAUGCUACCAUACUGCUUUCCCAUUUCAGAAAGACCUCCUUCCUGCUUUAAAAUGAUGUUUUAAUGGUGUCUGAAAUACAAAAGCUGUUGUGGCAGGGUAUAAGGUGUGUGUGUAUGGGGGGGGGGUGUAUUAGGUAGCAGGGAGGGGGUUAAAUUGCUCCCUGCAGAAACAUGUGGGAAUGUGGCUGGAGCUGUAAAUGGAAUAAGUGAUGAUUAAUGAGGCUCCUGUCACAGGUGUAUAAAAAGGAUAAUCCUGGGUGUUCAUGUGGGUAUUAAUGUUGGUGAUGGUGAUGGAGGUGAGCUGUGCUGUGCUGUGCUGUGCUAUCCAAGCUGUGCUGUGCUGUGCUGUCCAAGCUGUGCUGUGCUGUCCAGACUGUGCUGUGCUGUGCUGUCCAAGCUGUGCUGUGCUGUCCAGGCCGUGCUGUGCUCGACCUAAAACCACCGUAUUUAAAGAAUAUGUACUGUUUUGUUUAAAUGUUUUAUUUAUUGUUUUAUUAUUUAUAUUAAACGUGCAUAUUAGCCCUUGAAA
This is a messenger RNA of Acipenser ruthenus (sterlet), 2016 nucleotides long. RefSeq lists its product as uncharacterized. The transcript has 7 exons. The record is from RefSeq and is a predicted model, not a curated record. Bases 253 to 891 code for a protein of 212 amino acids. NCBI's taxonomy places the organism in Eukaryota, Metazoa, Chordata, Actinopteri, Acipenseriformes, Acipenseridae. Gene Ontology annotation, cellular component: membrane.